Cotesia glomerata is the source of this 4119-nucleotide messenger RNA. RefSeq names its product chromatin assembly factor 1 subunit A-like. Gene Ontology annotation, cellular component: CAF-1 complex; nucleus. The coding region runs from base 208 to 3345 and encodes 1045 amino acids. Gene Ontology annotation, biological process: nucleosome assembly. The transcript has 7 exons. The record is from RefSeq and is a predicted model, not a curated record. NCBI's taxonomy places the organism in Eukaryota, Metazoa, Arthropoda, Insecta, Hymenoptera, Braconidae.
CUAAAGCGUUUUCCCGCGAAUUCUGUACAAAGACCGGUUGCUCGCGGAUUUAAUUACUCUGUCAAUUAGCCAAUAAUCAUGAUUAAAGUUUAUCAUUAAUGUUAUAAAUUAGCGUUAUUUAUUUUUUUUUUUUAACUGUUAUGUGAUAUCUCUAUAAAUUCAGUAAAUACUUACUCAAGUUAAAGAUCCAAGGUCUUAUAAAUUGAGAUGAAGAUGGAUGACAAUAAAGAAACAUCUGAAGUCUGUACUGUCACAAAAGUCAUUCCGGCAAAACCAAAAAAAUUAGUCCAAGCACGUCUUCCGUUUCAAAUUUUCUCAUCACAAGAUUCUCCAAAUAGUUUAAAAUCAAACAAUAAAAAGCGUAAAUUAUCAUCACCGUCACCAAGUAGUUGUAAAUCUGACAAAGGACCUAAAAUAGCUCGAAAAGAAAAUGCAUUGGCAAAAUCAAAUAAUUGUGAAGCUGAGAAUAAAACUAGCAGUCACGAUGACACAGCUGAACUAAUUGAUCUUGAUGAUUUAGAAGAUACUGACACAGUUAUAAAUCCUAAAAAACGCGGUGAAGAUGAUAAAGGUGCGAUGAAGCCCAAUACUUUAUUAAAGUACCUUAAAAAAACAUCAGAAGACUCUUCUGAAGCUGUUGUAGUGCCAGAGAAGCAGGAAAAAAUUAAUUCAGAAGCUGUUAUCGUGCUGAGCAGGUGUGAUGAUGUGUUGAAGAGUAAGAGCAGCGAGAACAACUCGGAAAAAGAAGUAGAAGCUGAUAAAUUGAGCGAAAAGAUUGAGGAUAAGAUUGAAGAUUCGAGUGUUGAGGCGAUGGACGUUUCAAUUGUUGAUGAUUCUAACAAAGACAAGGAAGAUGAUAAGUCAACAGAUAAUCUUGAUAACAGCGACUCUGAUUUAACGACAUCUUCAUCUGAAGAUGAGGAUGAUAAAAAAUCGGAUGAUGAGAAGAAGUCCAAUGAUGAUACUGAUGAUAAAAAGAAUGAAGAUGAUGAUAAUAAAGGUGAUAAAACGCCAACUAAUAAAUCCGAGUUGGCUAAGAAACGCAGAACUUUGACGCCGAAGCAACUGUUUAGGAAAAUGGAGAGUGAAAAGAAACGCGAAGAAAGGGAAAAAGCCAAAGCUGAGAAAAAGAAACUGAGGGCUGAGGCGAAAAUGAAGAGACGAGAGAUGAAAGAAGCUGAAAAAGAGCUCAAGCGGAAGGAAAAAGAACAGAAGGAGUUGAAAAAGCAAAUGGAGAUCGAGCUCAAGCAGAAAGAGAAGGAACGCAAGGAAAAGGCCAAGGAAGAAGAUAGGCGCAAACGGGAAGAAGCUAAGGAAGAAGAAAAACGGAAGAAAGAGGAAGAAAAACUGGCUGAUGAACGCAAGAAGCAAAAAGCUGCUUCGACAUUUGUUAGUUUUUUCGUUCCGAAAAAACAGGAAGCGAAGGCUGUGGAAGAAACAGACAUUGGGGCUUGUAAUUUUAAACCUUUUGAAAUCAAAGCUUACAUGAAAGUUGCUCCUAUUUGUCGGAGGACUCUCAGUGAUGAGGAAAAAGAAUUUUUUGAUAAGCUGGGAGAUUAUAAGAUUGUUGGGAAAUUGUGGUUAGAUGAGAUUAGAAGUGAUAAGAAGAAAAUACGGCGUUCUCCUCGAACUUGGCCUUUUGAAGAUAGGGAUGACGUUGUAGUUCUGGAGGGUGAUGACGAUAAUGCUGAUGUGGUUGAUCUUGGCGUUCCUCUGGAAAGACACCGAGCCAAGUUACUUUUCUUCAGUGAAAAUCGUCGCCCACCUUACUACGGUACCUGGAGGAAGAAAAGCAAAUCGGUGAACCCUCGCAGACCAUUUGGAAAAGACGAGCACUUUGACUACGAAGUUGACUCGGAUGACGAGUGGGAGGAAGAGGAGCCUGGUGAAUCUCUCCGUGGAUCUGAUGAUGAAAAAGAUGAAGAAAAUCCUGAUGACAAUGAAUAUGAUGUUGAUAAUGAGUUUAUGGUGCCGCAUGGAUAUCUGUCUGAUGAAGAGGCGAAAGCUGAUGAAGAGGAUGAUGAAAAUUUGUCUGCAGAGUCACAAAAAUUCAAAUUGAAAAUUCUUGGCGAGCAAUUUGAGAAAGAAAUGAGCGAAAAAACUUCGAAAAUAAAAUCACGGAUAAUUGGCUGCAUCUGGUUGGGACCUUCUAAUUCAUAUCCUGAAAACACUCCACCAAAACUAGUGAGUUAUCUAACUGCAAGACAAGUCUGGGUCCGAGAGACUCCAGUAGUCCUUCAGAGCACCGGCGAACCAGAAUUAUCCGACGACUGUGAUGAGUCUUCAGCGUCAAAUAGAAAAUCCAGCGCUGCUGGAGCUAAAAAAACAAAAGUCCCAGAAGACGCUUUGCCCGACCUGAUUCGUUUGAUUCACGGAAAUACAAACGCCAGCGCGUUUCUAAUAAAAGAGUUCAUAUCUUUCUGGCACCGUAAGUACCCUCGAGACGAGCGGCGCAUAUCAAAAGUAUCCUUGCGAGAAAAGAUCCGGGAGCUGGCCAAGCGAACCGCGUGUCCAGAAGAGGGCCCUAUGCACUUGAAAACUUGCUGGUACGUUCCCGAGAGCGUGCGACAGCAGUACCUCAAAGAAGAGCUGACCCUCCCUAAUACCUGGACGUACAUCCUAAUUCCGAAGCGUAAAACAAUUGAAGUUGAAGCGGGUGACAAGGACCUAGAUCGCGAGAAGGAUAAGGACAAAGACAAAGACAAAGAGAAAGACAAGGAUAAGGAUAAAGACAAAGACAAAGACAAGGAAAAAAAGAGCACGCCACUUAUUACUCAGUUUACUAAAAAAAUUACUCAGGAAGAAAUGAAGAGACAAUUGUCUAUGAAGCCACCUUCGUUGACUCAAAAGCCUUCAAUCGUUCCAACGACGAGUAAGCCACCGAAAAGAGUCGCUUUAAUUUCAGUUGCAAGAGGCGAACAAUUUCCUAAAGCUUCUGCUUCAUCUUCCACUUCAUCAUCUUCAUCUUCAAUCAUUACCGCGUUUAAUAAAAUUAGCGCUAAAUCUCUUCCCACUCCAAAUUCAUCCACUUCAACUUCAUCAACUUCCACUUCCACUUCGUUUUCCACUUCGUCUUCAUCUUCAACAAUCACCGCGUUUAAUAAAAUCAGCGCCAAAUCUCUUCCCACUUCAACUUCAAAUACCACUUCAACUUCAACUUCACAGUCUGGAAGUUCUUGCAUGCCUAUCACUAUUGACGAUUCAUCUCAAAGUCCGCGAAAAAAUGAAUCAUCAGCGAUUGAAGUGGCGAUUAUUGAUAAUGAAAAUUUAAAAGCGGAUAAAAUUGAUAACAAUGAUGGCAAAAAUGAAGUUGUUAUUGAUAUUGAUGAUGAUGCAAAAGAGUAAAUUAUAAAUUCAGUGGUUCCGAUCUUAUUUUUCAGGGUUUGGUAUAUAAUAAUAGUCUCUGUUGUGUAAAAAAUAGUAAUUGUUGAAUGCCGUGCCGUGAGUUAAGUUGAGUUGAGAUCCCAGAAAACUUUUGAAUCUUAACACGUCGCGUGUAAGAUUGCAAUAGAAACCGAUGACUCGUCCCUUGCCACUAUGACUACUGCUUCUAUUAUUAUUAUUGUUAUUAUUAUUAUAGCAACUACUGCUGGUUCUACUUAAUACUAUUUACUAUCACUGUUACUCAGGUACUGUUUCAAUUUAAACACACUGGCAUUGGUGGGAAUCAAUGCGAUUAUUAUCGUACACGAUAAUCGAGUAAUAAAUCGAGGCGCGACUUGAAGCGGGGCCAGCAAUCAAUGGGAGAGGGAAGGUAAACCCAGUCUCGCCCUUUCUCAUGGGUAUGGCUUUUAUAUUCAUUCCUUUUUAACAAUCCUGUGAGAUUGAUACUCUGAUGCGUUUUCAUAAACUGUACACGGUCAAUAUAAUAAUACCACAAAAAUCUAUUUUAUAUCGCUUUUACUUAUUAAAAUUAUUAUUAUUUUUUUUUUCUAAUAUGUAUAGAUUAAUUGAUAAGUUUGAUAAAUGUAUAAAUAACAGUUUUUAUAUCCAACAGUGCCUCAAUUUUAUAUAUUAUGUUUAAUUUUUAUAAUUACAAAUAUAUCUCAUGUAAUUGAAUUAUAAAUAGUCAAAAAAAUCUUAAUUGUUGAAUGACGGAAUAAAUUUUUUAAGAAAAUA